CACACAGACGGACGCACACAGAGGGACAGACAGGUGGACAGGCUGGAGACGUGGUACUCGUACACCCACUGGUUCCCCAUGGCGUCGUCUCAUGUGAUGAAGAAACCAGUUCCCAGGAUGCAGCCAGCGGCCAUGAUGAUGUUCUCUACCAAAUACUGGUCCAGGAGAGGACUGUCCCUGGACUCAGCCAUGUUUGACCAGCAGAGACACAGAGGAGGACAGAUGUCUCGACGCCCAUCGUUCUGUCCAAUCAACGAGAAGUUUGAUGAGAGCAGAGAGGAUUCUGGGAAAACUGCAGUGGUGUUCUCUCUGAAGAAUGAGGUUGGAGGUUUGGUCAAAGCUCUGAAAAUCUUCCAGGAGAAGCGUGUGAACCUGAACCACAUCGAGUCUCGUCCGUCCACACGCGUCUCUGACGAGGUGGACAUCUUGGCCGACUGCAGCUGCAGUAAGGCGGAGUUUAACGAGCUGCUGCAGCUUCUCAAAGAUCACGUCAACGUCCUCUCCUUCAACACGCCGGCUCACGUGUGGGCGGAGGAGGCAGCAGGUGAGGACGACGUCCCGUGGUUUCCCAUGAAGAUUUCGGAGCUGGAUCGAUGUUCUCAGCGAGUCCUGAUGUACGGCUCUGAGCUGGAUGCCGACCAUCCUGGUUUUAAAGAUGAGGUUUAUCGUCAGCGCAGGAAGUUCUUUGUGGAAGUGGCCAUGAAUUACAAGCACGGUCAGCCUGUCCCUCGUAUUGACUACACGCCCGAGGAAGUGAGGACGUGGGGCGUGGUCUUCAGAGAACUGUCCAAACUUUACCCGACGCACGCCUGCAGAGAACACGUGAAGAACCUGCCACUGCUCGUCCAACACUGUGGCUACAGAGAGGACAAUGUUCCCCAGCUGGAGGACGUCUCUGUCUUUCUGAGAGAGCGCUCUGGUUUCACAGUCCGUCCUGUAGCUGGUUAUUUGUCUCCCAGAGAUUUCCUGGCAGGUUUGGCGUUCAGAGUGUUUAACUGCACUCAGUACAUCCGUCACAGCACAGACCCACUGUACACACCUGAGCCUGAUGCGUGUCAUGAGCUGCUGGGUCACGUCCCCCUGCUGGCCGACCCCAGGUUUGCUCAGUUCUCUCAGGAAAUCGGACUAGCAUCUCUGGGAGCGUCUGACGACGACGUUCAAAAACUUGCCACUUGUUAUUUCUUCACCAUCGAGUUUGGACUCUGCAAACAAGACCAACAGCUGAGAGCGUACGGAGCUGGACUGCUGUCCUCUAUAGGAGAACUGAGGCAUGCUCUGUCUGACCAGGCUUGUGUGAAGACCUUUGACCCCAAGACGACCUGUAAUCAGGAAUGUCUCAUCACGACCUUUCAGGACGUUUACUUUGUUUCUGAGAGCUUUGAAGACGCUAAGGAGAAGAUGAGAGACUUUGCGAAGACAAUCAAGCGUCCCUUCUCCGUCUACUAUAACCCGUACACUCAGAGCGUGGACCUGCUCAAAGACACACGGAGCAUCGAGGCCGUAGUUCUUGACCUUCGCAGUGACCUCACCACCGUCUGCGACGCCCUCGCCAAGAUGAACACCUACAUGGGAAUAUGAAGGCCACGCCCACCUCAGCUCUCAGCAUUGAUUGGUCACCUUUUGGAGAAUCAUAAGACAUAAAAUGAUACAGAUCUAUAGAUAGUAAUCAAUAAUCUAAGUGUAUGUGAUUGAUUGAUGAUGUUUGUGUUGUUGACAUGUUGUUGUUGUUUGUGUUUAUUCUCAUCGUUAAUAAACUCAACAAAUGUUUUAUGUCA
Messenger RNA from Solea senegalensis (Senegalese sole), 1775 nucleotides. RefSeq names its product tryptophan hydroxylase 2 (tryptophan 5-monooxygenase) (gene tph2). The transcript has 11 exons. Lineage: Eukaryota; Metazoa; Chordata; Actinopteri; Pleuronectiformes; Soleidae. The coding region runs from base 79 to 1578 and encodes 499 amino acids. Gene Ontology annotation, cellular component: neuron projection. The record is from RefSeq and is a predicted model, not a curated record. Gene Ontology annotation, biological process: serotonin biosynthetic process; aromatic amino acid metabolic process. Gene Ontology annotation, molecular function: iron ion binding; tryptophan 5-monooxygenase activity.